AUGGCUAAGGAUUUUUCACAAGAAGCUGGUUUAGAUUAUUCUGAGACUUUCAGCCCUGUCGUUAAGCCUUCUAUAGUUCGAUUAGUUCUCGCUCUUUCUGCUACUUUUGGAUGGCAAUUACAACAACUUGAUGUGAAGAAUGCCUUUCUUCAUGGCAUUCUUCAUGAGGAAGUAUAUAUGUCUCAACCCCUUGGAUUUAUUGAUUCUGAAAAUCCAAAUCUUGUGUGUAAGUUGCACAAGUCCCUUUAUGGCCUCAAGCAAGCUCCUCGAGCUUGGAAUGACAGAUUCACUCAAUUUCUUCCCUCUCUUGGCUUUAAGGCUUCUCAUGCUGACCCUUCUCUUUUUGUCCUCAAGGAGGCUGAUUCUUUAGUCUUUCUCUUGUUAUACGUAGAUGAUAUCAUCAUCACUGGCUCUCAUUCUACUGUUAUUCAAAUGGUUAUUGAUCAACUUUCGAAGGAAUUUGAUAUGAAGCAUCUUGGAGCCCUUCAUUACUUUCUUGGUCUUCAAAUUCAGUAUCCAUCUAAUGGCAUUUUUAUUCAUCAGUCUAAAUAUAUUCAUCAUGUGCUUAUGAAAGCUAAUCUUUUGGAUUGCAAGCCUUGUGUUAUGCCUUAUCAUCCCAAUCAUAAGUUGCUCAAAGACGACAAUUUUCCUUACUCAGAUCCUGCUCAUUUUCAUAGCAUUGUUGGUGCCCUUCAAUAUCUCACAUUCACGCGUCCAAACAUUGCCUAUGUUGUGCAUCAAGUGUGUCAGUUCAUGCAUUCUCCUUUGGAUACUCAUUACCUUGCUGUUAAACGUAUUCUUCGAUAUCUCAAGGGUACUAUUGGUCAUGGGUUGCUGUACAAGAAAGGCUCUUUGGAUCUGACUGCUUACACUGACGCAAAUUGGGCUUGUGAUCCCAAUUAUUGUCGAUCCACAACUGAUUUUGUUGUCUUCUUAGGUUCUAAUCCUGUUUCUUGGUCCUCAAAGAAGCAACAGUCUGUUUAUCGAUCCUCAACUGAAGUUGAGUAUCGUGUUAUGGCUGUGACUGCAGCUGAGGUUGUAUGGUUACAUUAG
Molecule: messenger RNA, 1053 nt
Organism: Prunus avium (sweet cherry)
Lineage: Eukaryota; Viridiplantae; Streptophyta; Magnoliopsida; Rosales; Rosaceae
Source: RefSeq, a predicted model, not a curated record